CUCCUCGGCAAACUCUCGGGAAAGAGGGGGAGGGGCCUCUCCAGGACGUUUAUAAGCUGGGCUUUCCUUCCCACUUCCCUUCCCCCUCAGCUCCUCCUCCCGGUCAGAGCUGGGGAGCUGCUGCUGCCUAGGUCUCCCAGAGCAGCCGGAGCCGUGUCGGCGUCAGCCAUGGUGCUGUGCCCGGUGAUCCGAAAGCUUGUUGGCAAGCGCGUGGUACUGGCAAGUGCCUCUCCGCGGAGACAGGAGAUCCUCAACAGCGCCGGCCUGCGCUUUGAGGUAGUGCCCUCCAGAUUUAAGGAGACGCUAGAUAAAGCGGCCUUUUCCACACCUUAUGAAUAUGCCCUGGAAACAGCCAAGCAGAAGGCCCUGGAAGUGGCCAACCGCAUGAAUAAGAAAGACUUUAGAUCUCCAGAUGUUGUUAUAGGAGCAGACACUAUUGUGUCUGUGGAUGGCCAGAUCCUGGAGAAGCCAGCCGAUAAGCAACACGCCUAUAGCAUGCUGUCAAGGUUAAAUGGAAAGGAACACAGUGUGUUUACUGGAGUAGCAAUCGUUCUUUGCAGCACUAAAGAUAAGCAGCUAGAAACAGAAGUCUUUGAAUUCUAUGAGGAAACCAAAGUCAAAUUUUCUGACCUGUCAGAGGAGCUUUUAUGGGAAUACAUUCAUAGUGGAGAACCAAUGGACAAAGCUGGUGGCUAUGGCAUACAGUCCCUUGGGGGAAUGUUAGUUGAGUAUGUUCAUGGAGACUUUCUGAAUGUGGUAGGGUUCCCAUUGAACCACUUUUGCAAAAAGUUGGUGGAAUUGUAUUAUCCACCUUCUAAAGAUGCCAUACAUCAUGUAAAGCAUGACUCAGUCCCUUCAGUAGAAACCUUUGAAGUUCUAAGUGAUGAAGAAAGUGGCAGCUCAAAUUCUACUCAACAAAAUGUGACCAGCAUGCUAAAAGGUGAAAGUGCAUUCUCUUGUGGAGAUCCGGGGAGCUUGAGAAAGAAAGAAGUUGCCCAGCAUGUGAGUGGAGAGCCCAUGGCGAAUUGCAGUGAGAACGUGGAAAACCAGGCUCCAUUUCCAACUAUUCUUAUAGAGCUUUUGGACGGCUUUAAAGCAUCAAAGGCAAUGUUUGUGGCCUGUAAGCUAAAGGUGUUUGAUCUGCUCAAAGGCAAAGACAUUCUGAAGGCCAAAGAUGUUGCUGCCCACAUAAAUGCAUCUGUAUGUGGGAUCGAGAGAUUACUUGAUGCCUGCACAGCACUUGAAUUAUUAAAUAAAACCAAUGAAGGUUACAGUAACACCGAAUUGGCUAAUAAGUUCUUGGUUUCUGACAGUGAAUAUUCUCUACAUGGCUUUAUUAUACAUGCUAACGAUUAUGUUUGGCAAUUCUUUACACACUUGGAGUCUGCUGUCAAAGAGGGAACAAAUCAGAACCAUCAAAUAUUUGAGAAGAAAGCUCAGAAUUUGUUUCAGGACACCUUCUAUCACAGCAGGGAGACAAAACUGCGGUUUAUGAAUGCCAUGCACUGUAUCAUCAAGCUGACGGCAAGGGAUGUGGCCACAGCUUUUGAUCUGUCAGGAUUUCGCUCUGCCUGUGAUCUGGGAGGCUGUACUGGAGCUCUGGCCCACGUGCUAGUCCAGGAGUACCCGGAUCUACACGUCACAGUAUUUGAACUUCCCGACGUCAUUGAAAACAUUUCUUGCUUUCAGCCUCUUGGACAAGGCAGUAGCCGAAUAACUUUCACACCAGGUGACUUUUUCAAAGAUAACAUCCCAAAAGCCGAUCUUUACAUUCUUUCAAGAAUUCUUCAUGACUGGUCAGAUGACAAGAUCGAUAUAUUAUUAAGCAAAAUUUCAGAUACUUGCAAACCAGGCUCUGCCUUGCUAGUAGCUGAAAUUGUGCUUGGCGAAGAAAAGAUAAGCCCUCCUAGAGCUGUGCUGCAGUCCCUUAGUAUGACAGAAGGCAAGCAGAGAAGUAGCUCAGAAUACAAACAGUUGUUGGAAAAAUAUGGAUUCACUUGGGUACAGACUAAGAUGACAGGAAAUUUUUUGGAUGUUCUUUUGGGAUUUAAGAAAACUACACAUAACAGUGAAUUAAGCAAUUUUGGAUUUUGAACUUUAACUGUUUUUUAUAACACUAGCACGUUAAAUCAAACAGCUUAGCCACCUAGGGAAAAAGUCUUGCUGCUAUUUCCUGGACCUUUUUAUAGCCCUUCACAGACUCUUCUGGGCCUAUCCUUUCUUACUAGAAGACUGUAGUGACUGAUCUGUGGAUAUCCUCACACACACCAACUUGGAUCUGUGAAACAGAAGAGUAGCAAAGUACUGGACUCCUUAUGCCCAGUCACCUUAUCCUCUCUUGUCAUUCAGAACAGGCACUAGGCUUACCUCUGAGACUGUAGGCCUGCAUUCCUGACCAGAUUAUAAAUGAAGAAGUGUUCUGUUCUCUAGGCACAUUUCCAGAAUGCUUAUGACAAGUUAUUUAGAAGGCCCAGAAUAUUUUUUCUCUUGUAUUUUCUGUAUGUUGAAUGUUUUGUGUGUCUUCAUGAGGUUUUAGCUCAGUUUUUUUAUUUUUGGCUGGUCAAGUAAUUUUGUUACCUCUUUACAGUUAAUGCAGUAUGUAUAAAGUGAUAGGCAACUUUUGCCUGAUUUUCAGAAGUUGUUUUAAAUAUUGCUUCAAGUUUCUGCUUUUCCAUUUGACUGUGACAUGCCAUUUUGAAACUUAAAGAGACGUGCCCUCAGUUUCAGUAACUUUUGGUUCUUGAUGUUAAGCCAUUUUCAAAGCACUGGUGCACUGUAACUCUGACUUCAUCUCACCUACUCCUUUUGAGAUAAAGUGAAAUGAGAAAGUUAGCUCUGAGUUAGAUUUUGAAUGAGUACACUGCACCUAUUAAUCCUGAAGGUCAUUGAGUAGAAGAAAAGAAAAAGAAAGUGAAAUUGCCUUUGUUCCAAUAAAAGCUUUCCUAAUCAUUAAUAUAUGUGUCUUUUUGUGCUAUUGUUUGCCUUCCACUGUUAAAUCAUAGGAAGAGCCCACAAUUGCCAUUAGGUCCUAGCUUCUCAUUAAGCAGAUGAGGAAAUGGAGCCUCAGAGAAGUGACUUGCUCCAGGUUAUAUAGUAUCAGGAGUGGAAUUUGAACUUAGGUCUUCUUGAUUCUUAAAUCCAUCAUUCUAUCUCUAUCUUCUGUCUCUCUAAUGCACAUUGCCUCUCAGAAGACCAGUUUUACUCUCAAGUCUUCCAGAAUGUAUUGAUUUCCAUUCUAUUUCUUUUCAUGUCCCUGUUUUUACAGCCUUAUUUCAAUGGACCAUAUUCUGACUUUACCUUUUCUGUAUCCUUGGCACUCAUUGCCAUGCCAAGACCGUGCCACAGUGCUCCUUGCAGUUCAUAAGAUAAGAUUUCGGAUUCUCAACAUUUGUCUUGCAUUUUCAACAUCAGGAUCUGGCCUCCUCCUGGCUGAAAUGGUCUUAGACAAGAAGAGAAGACAUGGAAGAAGUGCAUGGCUUCAGUCCUUGAACAUGCUUGUCCAGACAGAGGGAAAGGAGAGGAGCUGCUUUGAAUACAGAUGUUUACUUGAACGACAUGGAUUCAGAAAUGUACAGAUUGUACAAACAGGAAAUUGGUUAGAUGCAAUUUUAUGCACCAAAUGUUAAGAUAAAAUCAUAAUACUUCUUUGACUGUGUUACAGAACCUAUAUAUUCAAGUAGAUUUACAAAUUUUGAAAACAAAUCUCUUUUGAAAUUUUAUUCAAUCUUUUAUGAAAUUCAGCUUUUUAAAGGCUAUAAAAAUAGCAUAGGCAUAUUAGAUUAUUAAGAACAUAUCAGGUGUCUAUGAUCUAUAGGACAUUUCUCAUCUUCCAAUAAAUGUGAACUAAUAUAAUGUU
Messenger RNA from Monodelphis domestica (gray short-tailed opossum), 3856 nucleotides. RefSeq names its product acetylserotonin O-methyltransferase like (gene ASMTL). Gene Ontology annotation, molecular function: O-methyltransferase activity; protein dimerization activity; nucleoside triphosphate diphosphatase activity. NCBI's taxonomy places the organism in Eukaryota, Metazoa, Chordata, Mammalia, Didelphimorphia, Didelphidae. The record is from RefSeq and is a predicted model, not a curated record.